This is a messenger RNA of Cuscuta europaea, 493 nucleotides long. The record is from the annotation of a GenBank genome assembly. NCBI's taxonomy places the organism in Eukaryota, Viridiplantae, Streptophyta, Magnoliopsida, Solanales, Convolvulaceae.
ACGAAACAUAUCGUUGUUCAACUAUCUUGUCCUGUUCUUUCCUGGCCAUCAAUAAGGUAGGAUCAAGAAAAAUGGGGAGUUCACCAAAAUGUUUGUAUGUGACUGUGAUUUUUGCGUUGAUGUUAUUGGUCAUAGCCAACGCACGCGACACUAUUGAUGCCGCCACCGUUGCUCCUCCGCCUCAAGGUUCGGCCGGGGAAAUUAUACAAAAAUGUGCUUCCGAGUGUAUCAUGAAAUUCUGUCGCUCAUCCGUUGUUUUCCUCCAAAAUUGCCAAAAAGGCUGUUUCAAGAGCUGUUUGCGUCGAACACUGGCAAAACUCAAAAGGAAUAGAAAUGCACGAUCAUGACCAAUUGUAUUGAUUAUUGAACACAAUGUAAUAAUAAUGGCAAAUGGUGGAGUUUGAUAAAUAUAUGGUAUGUUUAAUGUUUCAUGCAUGUACUUGGUACCUUAACGGGUAGACAUUUGGUGAAUGCAUGCGAGUAUUUAUCUUGA